AUGGAAUUGCACAAAAGGCCUGUCCUACGAAACUUGUCUAUCCAACUAGGUCGACGUUGUCCUACUGAUGCUGAUGUGGGCAAGUUGGUUGAAAACGCUGUUAAUCGUGGCGUGAGAAAGCUAUUUUUCUCGCUUCAAUGGGCCGCAGAUCCAGCCAUAUUGCCUAAGAGCCUUAACACAUGCAAAAGUCUCUUUCAUCUGAAACUCUCCCACAAGAUUCUCGUGGAUUUUCCUCCUUCUUCUUGCCUCCCAUCCCUAGUAAAACUCGAACUUUACUAUGUGAUGUAUAAAGACGAGGCUUCUCUCGUUAACCUCUUAUCGAGCUGCCCCAUUCUUGUGACACUGUUUGUGGUGCGUAUUAAGGAUGACAACGUUGCCAAGUUUAGUGUGAAAGUGCCUUCGUUACGGGUCUUAUUGUAUUUUAAUGCUAUGUCACCAGAUGAGAAUGAUGCCGGUAGGUUUUUAGUUAUGGAUACUCCGGCAUUAACACAAUGUUACAUUGGUGACAUUUCAGGAGACUCUUGGUCGAUCAAGAGUAUGCAUUGUCUCCAGCGUGUUUUUAUUAGUGGUCAGAGUUUGCAUGAUAUGAGCAAGUUGUUAAAAUCUACUUCUGUGGUCUCGUCUCUAUGUUUGUAUUUGACAGAUGAAUUGGUAAACACUCUAUCUCUCUCUCUCUCUAUAGAUCUGUGA
Molecule: messenger RNA, 690 nt
Organism: Eruca vesicaria subsp. sativa (arugula)
Lineage: Eukaryota; Viridiplantae; Streptophyta; Magnoliopsida; Brassicales; Brassicaceae
Source: the annotation of a GenBank genome assembly